GACACACCCGGCUACUCCAUAUCAACCAAUCGUUGCUCCAAGACAGAGACACCAAGGUGGUGUACUUCCUGUGUUUCGCCAGAGAAUGGGGCAGGAGAGAGGAGAGAGUUAUGUAGUUUUUUGUUUGGGGGGGCUCCAGUCCACACACAGGCGAUCACGUCGGCAGUGCCGAAAAGGACUAAAGUAGUGGACAGACUCGACCGAUUUUUUAUUUAUUUAUUAGAGAUCUCCCUGUUCAGCAACAGCCACGGAGAGAGCAAGACAGAGAGAAGGAGGGGAGCGAUAAGUGUCAAUCUGUUGAGACUUGUUUGGGAAUUUCAAGGAGGGGAACGAGGCAGAGGGAAAAGCAAGUAGAGCUCAGGCGUAAACAUUACGUUUUUCACAAAAUUUUAAAUAUUGAUAGAAUAAGGCAGUUGUGAUUAAUUUGAACAAAAGGAGGUCAUUCAACGUCAACUAGACGAUGUGUAUACAGGGACUGGAUUAUUGUGUGUUGUGGAAUCCUAUGGUUUUGAGCUGAGCUGGACCUGGGGGGAGGCCACAGAUCUCCCCCAGGAAACAACAUUCAGGUUCUCCAAAUUAUGAUACAAUGGGGACGAAAAGGCCCAGCUGCACUCUCUUUGACACUUUAUCUAACAUAAACACAUCUGACCGCAAGCUUCAGCUAGGUGGAAAAAUCUCCCGGGAUCCAAGUCCCAGGCCAGCAAUGACUGCCCAGUCGGAGCGAGAGAGAGACAGCAACCGAGAGGAAGACAGGAGGACAGACAAAUCAAGAUACAAAGAUAUGGACCCACGGGAUAGAUACUAUGAAAGAGACCGAGCUCCUGCACCCCGGCCGAGGGAGGGAGAAAGAAAGUGGAGAGAAAGAGAAAGGAGGCAGGAAGAUGACAGAAAUAGAAACGGGAGGCUGCUGUCAAAUCUAGAGAAGUUGACCAUGAGGGAGGUAGAGAGAGGGAUGGAGAAAGGUGGCACAUUUCCCAGAAUGAGAAAAAACAGUGCAGAUUGUGGCAAAGGAAUGGCGUCUACCACUGAGAUGGAGGAAGAGAGAGGGGCAAGGAGACAGAGAGAUAGGCAGAAAAGAGUUGAGACAGACGACUGGGAGCAAGAAAGAGAGAGGGUACGACAGAGAGAGAGGCGCAGAGAGAGGGAAAGAGAUGAGAUCCGAAGCAGGACAAAGGAAGAGGGAAAAAACACUGGAGGAAGACCUGUAGAAGAUGAGAAAUCAAGAAAGAGGGACAGAUAUGAGGAGUCUGGUUUUGGUUUUCAAGACAGGAGAAGAGAAGUGGGUGAUUCAUGGGACAGAAGAGAGAGGGAUACAGAUAGAAAAAGAGAAAAGCCAAAGUCUAACAUGAGAGAAAGGGAGGCCAGGUUGCCUUCUCCACACAGGACAAGAGACAGAGAGAUCUACCCAGAUUGGAAAGAGAGGGAAAAGGCGCCAAGGAGAGAGGGAAGGAGGGACACCAGGAGUGAAGGAGACAGUGAUGAGAGAGAGCUGAAGAGGGAAAGAGUGAGAUACAAAGAGAGGCAGGAGUUGACAUAUCAACACAGCAGAAGUGAGGGGGACAGUACAGGCAAACCACUGAGGGAGAGAGAUCAAGAUAGGCAAGGACACGGGGAAGAGGACAGGCAGAAAUACAGAGAAGUAGACCGAUCCAGGAGGAAGGGAGACGAGAAAGAUAGAGAGAGGUACAGAGAGUUUGACAGGAGAGCAGCAAGGGAGGGAGACAGAUGGAAGGAAAGUGUGAGAGACUUGAGGGAUGACAGGAGAGAGGAAGACAGAUACAGAGAGCAUGAGCAGAGGAGAGGCAGGGAAAGAGAGGCCGAUCUUAGGUGGGAUGAUAAGACAGGCAGAAGCAGCCGAUCCCAGAGCGAGACGGCCCCUAGGAUGCAGCCACGAGCCCCAAGCAGUGGAGAGUGUAGCAGCAACAUGGACAAUGAGAUGAGAUCUCGAAGAGCCAGAGACAGUUAUGAAGAGAGCCAAUCGGGGAGAGAGAACACUGCUGAAAGUGACAGAGACGUACAAGAACAGAGAAAUUCAGCUGCUGAAAGCAGUCAUAGGGAGCAAAAGCGAGACAGAGGAGAGAAGACGGAGAAGCCGAGAAGGAUGUGGUUAGAGCCACAGAGGGGCAAGAAUAGUAAAGACGAAUUUGUAAACAGAGAGAGACACACAAGGGGGAAAGAGAGGAGAGAAGAAGAGAGGAGUAUGGAGUCACAGGCUGAGUGGGAAAGAGAGGGGCGGCGAGUAAAAGAGGAACCAGAUGAGAAGUACUUGGACCAAAGCAGUUACAGAGGAAGGCAUAAAGGGGGAACUCAGCAGAGGGGAGACAUAGAGAGAGAGACAGAGGGUGUAAGUGUAGAUGGAGAGGAGGUGGGUGAAGUCUGGAGAGAAGAAGAUAAGAGAGGGAAGGAACAUCUGUCUGACAGCGAUGGAUGGAUAGAUGGAAGCUGGCGGAGGGAUGCAGAGGGAGAGAACGUGACAGAUAAGACAGAGGAGAGUGACAGAGAGGAAGAGGGUGGGAGUGACUAUUGGGCCCGCUCCGGGAGCGAAGGAGGAAGUGAUACAGGGUGGAGGCAGGAGAGAGACACAAUGCUGUCAGGAGAGGACGGCUUUGUGACGGUGUCCAGCGGCGGAGACGAGGAGGAUGAAAAAGAGGAAGACGAGGAAGAGCAGUUUGUGGACUGUCAGGAAUUUUUGGAAGGUGGAGUUACAUACGAUGGCCUCUCACCUGUUUCCGUCAAGGGGUGUGAGGGAGAGAAGGAGAGGGAAGAGGAAUGUGCAAUGGGAAAGGAGGAGGCGGUUCAUGAAGAGGAGGAUGAUGGAGGGAGGGAGAAGCAGCCGACAUACAUCUUCUGCGUGAUUGGGCAAACGUUUCCCCGGUCAAUAACCAGCAGGAUGUCACAGUCACAAGUUGAUGACACUGGAGGAGUGGAAAGACAAAACCCAAAUAUAGAAAGUCGUCAUUGCAGUGAUGAGGCCACACAGCAACCUCAUGAUGACCUGCAUCCGACACAGCGUAUAAACGAUGAACCCCCGAUCAUCUACAACCAGGACACCGAGAGCAAGAGUGAGUGUGACGUGCCAAGGCCAGCCACAGGAGAAACAACUGAAGUGCAUAUGAGAUACAGAGCGUCGUCAGAGCUUCACGGAGAGACUGGCGAGGGAGUGAGGAGCGAAGUGGAGCACCCGUACGCCGAAAUAGGGCCGAUAAAAAGAGACAUGCGGACUGAAAAACUCCUCGUAGAGUGGAGAGAGAAAAAUAAAGAAGAGGUGGAAGUAGAGAGGGAGCAAUCUUCGCCAGUCCCGAGUAAUCCUUAUGGUGAUGUUUGUCCUCAGGUGAAUUUUGAACAAAUUCAACCCAUCUUGGAAGGGAUUAACACCAGAGCAAUGAGUCCAGAGGAGGUGGAGGCCAUUCGGAUCCGACUGAGUGGGGCGUGGAGCAUGUCCGAGGAGCCUAAGCGGCAUUCCCAAGCCCCCCACCUUAAAUGGGCCAAAAAUGUGGUGCAGGAGAUCCUGGGACACUCAGAGGAACAUACUGUUGAUGAACCUAAUGCAGAGGUACGAGGGUAUCACGGGGUCGACCAGUCCGAGACAGCGAUCAAGAACGACAAAUGGCAGGAGGAGGCUGCACAAGGGACUGGAGAGGUGCCUGUUGUUAAGUCGAGAACAGACGAACAGCACAUAGAGCCUGAGCUGGAGGAGGAAGAGCCAUUGGAGGUGGAGGGAUUGAGAGGUAUGGGGCAGAGCCAAGCCGACAUGCAUGCUGACCAGUUCACAGCUGUGCAUGGUGACACGCCUACAUACACUCAUGCUGACACAUUGUUAGACACAGAAGGGAAGGAGGAUCACAGUAUGGACAAAGAGACUGAGCCGUCUGGUCACACUCAGUUAGAAAAGUCAGCCAUAGAGGGGAAAGUUAGUGAUGAGGUUAAAUUAUCAGAGAUAGAGAAAGAAGCAAGAAUGAAGGAGGAGGUAGAGAUGUAUUUAUCUGUGAGCAACACACUGUACAAGCCCAACAGCUGCCCCAUUCUGAAUUAUGACAGUGAGUCUGACCUGCUUACUCCUUCCAGAGAGGGUGGGGGCCAGGAGUUGGAAGACAGAAUGAGUGAAAGUGAAGAAGAAAGGCAGAAAGAUGAGCCAGAAGAGAGGAGUAUUGCAGAGAAGGUGGGAAAGGGAACAGAAUUGGAGAGUAGAAAGGGAGAGGCGAUGGCAGAAAGUAAUAUAGAACGGGGGACUUUGAGGAGCAGUUUCCGAGAUUUGGGUCCGGAGGCUCGAUUACGGCGAAGGGGAAUCCGUAAAACCACUGAAAGAAGAAAUGGAGAGCUUUUUGAAGAGGAAGAAGAGGAAAAUGCUGGAAGGGAUCGCAGAACCAGAAUAUUCUCUACAACAGAUGAUGAGGAUGAUCGAAGCAAAAGCUGGGGAGAAGUAGAGCUGAGGAACGCUUUGGACACAAUCGACAGACGAAAAAGGAAUUCAAGGUUUUUCAGUGAGUAUCUUUGUUCCACCUUCAUUUUAUCUUAAUUCAGGUUGUGCAGUUUAAAAGUACUAUAUUCUCUUUAGGCACCAAUAAAACACGUUUAUUUCAUUAAUGC
Perca fluviatilis (European perch) is the source of this 4587-nucleotide messenger RNA. RefSeq names its product trichohyalin-like. The record is from RefSeq and is a predicted model, not a curated record. Lineage: Eukaryota; Metazoa; Chordata; Actinopteri; Perciformes; Percidae. The transcript is spliced from 4 exons. Bases 587 to 4516 code for a protein of 1309 amino acids.